Molecule: messenger RNA, 1719 nt
Organism: Trichoderma virens Gv29-8
Lineage: Eukaryota; Fungi; Ascomycota; Sordariomycetes; Hypocreales; Hypocreaceae
Exons: 2
Biological process (GO): transmembrane transport
Molecular function (GO): transmembrane transporter activity
Source: RefSeq, a predicted model, not a curated record
UCGUCCGGCUCGUUCCACGCCGGCGCCCCCAUUCCCAAUAUCGCAUCCCUGAGACGCCCCUCGAUUCCGCGAUACCAAACAUUCCCGACGCCUCCUCCUAAACCUCCGGCCUCGUCCUCUGACGCUUCCAGCGAUCGCUUCACCUCGGCCAUCGAAUCCGACUCUUCGUCCACCUCGUCCUCCCGCGAUCACGAUGAGACGCCUCUGCCCGUGCGCCAGCUGCUGCUCCUGGCCUUUCUCUCGCUGGCCGAGCAGACAGCGCUCAACUCAAUAGGACCAUAUUUGCCCGAGAUGGUGGCGUCCAUGCCAGGCAUACCCGAGGAAGAAAGCGGCAUGUAUGUUGGGCUGCUGGCCAGCGCCUUUGCCCUGGCGCAGCUCUCCACCAACUUCCUCUGGGGAUACAUGUCCGACGUCGUCGGCCGAAAGCCAGUGUUGCUUGCCGGGACCUUUUCACUCAUGUGCUGCUUUUGCGCCUUUGGCUUUUGCAAGCAGUAUUGGCAGAUCAUCUUGGUUCAUGCCGCCAUGGGUCUGCUGAAUGGCAAUGCGGCCUGUGUACCGACUGUUCUGGGCGAAGUGACGGAUCGAUCCAACCAGAGCAAAGCAUUUACAUAUCUUCCCGUUAUUUAUUCUCUUGGAGGACUUACGGGCCCUGCGCUGGGAGGAAUUCUAGUCGGACGCAUGGGCAAAGAAUUCCCCUACCUCGGGCCCAACGUCCUCAGCGCCGCUGUUCUUGCGUUGGCUGUUAUUGUGGUGGGCAUCUGGUUUGAGGAAACGCUGGAAGAUGUCGAUGAUGAUCCAUGGAAGCCAACAUGGGCUACCCGGCUCUCCGCUCGCAUUUCAAACAUCUUUAGCCGAACUCCACGACGAGAAUCGUGGAGCACCAGAUGGCCUCGUCCCCAAGCGGCCUCUCAAACACAGCCCUUGUUGUCUCCAAGUUCUGACGAAGCAGCCUCUGAUGAUAAUGACGGCAGCCCGGAUGACGACGAGGCACUUGAGAUAUCAAAACCAGCGGGCGGCAACAAUCAUAAAGAGCCCAAGCCCUGGCGCGAGCUUCUUAAUCGCACUACAAUGACUCUCUUGGUUACGUAUCUAAUAUUCCAGUUGGCCAAUAUUAGCUUUAACAGCUUGUACCCUAUUUUCGCAGCCUCGCCGUCUCCAGCGGGCCGUGAUCUCAAUCCCGGCAAGAUUGGCGUCAGCUUGAGUUUCGCAGGGCUGAUUACCAUUCUCUUUCAAGCAUUUCUCUUCCAGUCGCUCAAGAGCCGAUUUGGAAACUUGGGGACAUACCGCUUCGCCCUGUUUGGUCUAGCCAUCAGCAUGAUCGCCAUGCCCUGGGUUGGUUAUGCUGAUGACAAGCCCCUGUUCGGUCUGGGAACCGGAACUAUGUGGUUGUAUAUUGAGCUUGGUGUUGUAUUAAUUUUGAAGACCAUCUGUGCCGUGGGUGGACUGUCGUGCGUAAUGCUUCUAAUAACCAACUCGGCGCCCUCCCACGCUAGUCUGGGAACCCUGAACGGAGUAGCCCAGACGCUCUCCGCCCUGGGCCGCAGCAUUGGUCCUUUUGCUUCGGGUAGUCUGUUUACGCUAUCCAUGGGAAUUCAACCCAAGGGCGAGGUUCUUGCGUGGAGUUUGUUUGGCGGCCUGGCUCUUUUAGGCUGUAUUGGGUCUAUGUUUAUUCGAGGUGAUGGGCUCGAGAGUGAUGACUGGUAUAAUGGGGAGGACGAG